Molecule: messenger RNA, 1368 nt
Organism: Diplodia corticola
Lineage: Eukaryota; Fungi; Ascomycota; Dothideomycetes; Botryosphaeriales; Botryosphaeriaceae
Exons: 2
Coding region: 1-1368 (455 amino acids)
Source: RefSeq, a predicted model, not a curated record
AUGCCGCCCGUCCGCACCGUGUCCACCGCGAAGCCCGUGAAGACGGAGCGCACGCACGAGGAGAACCAAGAGAGAGCAUAUAUUGCUGCUUCGAGGCGAAGCGACCGCAGUCUGGAGGCUCGCAUCGAGUCUGCCAGGAGGGCUUCGGAGAUUCACAAGAAGCGGACAGGCCGCGCACUGCGUGUCACCGAGCAAGACGUGGUCAAUGAAGAGAUGUACGAGGAGGAGGACGAUGACCUGCCGGCGCAGUAUCGCAGACUCACUGCACACCUGCAGACCAACUCGGCCGAUUUCAACCGCAAAUUGCAUGCAUACCUCGCAACGCACCAGGCAGGGCGCCAGGCCCUGUUCGAUCAAGCCAUCAUGGGCGGCUUCGGCCACACGUACCCGAACGCCCCCCAUUUCGCACCGCAAAUGAUGAUGCACCAGCCGCCCUACCAGCAGCAAAUGCUGCCUCCGCAGAUGAUCCACCGGUCACCUCAGUCAUUCCGCCAGGCUCCGUACCCGUCUCCGCAGCAACAGAACAAGCCUCUUCCGCACCAAAGGUCGCAGUCGUUCGCCGUACCGCAGGAUUUCCACUAUCCGCAGUCUACCGGCCCUGCCGCUUCGAGCCGAGCCGACUCGCUCACGCCCGAGCAGCAGCAGCAGCAGCGACGGAUGUCUAUGCCCGUACAGCCUGUCCGGGAUCCUUCAUUGUCGCCGACAGCUACCAGACCACCGAACCCUCACGGGAUGGUGGCAUCCAGGGACGGAUCGAAAGAUUCAUCCAGGUCGCCACCGUCCACUUAUGAGACGGUUCAGUCGCCAUACACUGCGGCAUCGACUCCUCAGUCUGCACACGCGCCGUUCAUCUUCAACCCGGGCUUUACAUUCAACAACUUCGAGGCCAGUACAGCCAACAUGAACUACAGCCCCUUCUCCAUGGCUCUCCCAACAGAGACGCAGCAGAUGCUCGGACCUUCGUUGGACCCGAACGACCCCCAAACGGCCAUGUUUAUGGCCAAUAGCGAGACGGUCCCGCAGCCCUUCUACAGCUACAACCCCAACUUGCCCACAAAGGGUCGUAUGCAGCACCACAACCAAGGCAUGAACCAGACACUUGCUCCUUCGAGUGGCCCAUUAAUGGACAUCAACCCCCAAAACCUAAGCUACAACAAUGCGCUUUCCUAUCCGACAGCGUCCGAGGAGAUGGCAGCGGCGUUCAACCCGUCGUUUGGAUUUGACGCAACCUACGCGGAGCCGGUCAAGCCAAGCAGCAUGUCUCGGCAAGUCAGCCAGCAGGGCAGCUCCGGGCUCAUCACUCCUGGCGCCGAGUGGUCCAACUUCAUUGAUGGCACGCUUUUCGAAGAGAUGCCAGCAUCUCAAUAA